AGGCGCCUCCCGCGCCCGCGUUAGGCUGCAAAUGAUCGGCUGGUUGCUACCCUCCGCAUCUCUCUUUCUGUCUGUAUGUUGGUUCGCGGCGCUACCCUGCAAGCAUAGCUUCAAUCAAACUGUCCACGUUCCUUCCUUCUUUUUCUUCCAUUUCAACGAUUGCAAAGCAGUGGCUGCACUGGACGGUUAUAAUCCUAUCUAGCUCCAUCUUUUCCUCUAGAGCUGCACGUGUUCUUUGUGUAGAGAUGAAUCACUAACUGGUCCUACCAAGCUAUGGCACGCUACUGAUUAUUAUUUCUUCUCCCGAGCUAC
This is a messenger RNA of Aspergillus pseudotamarii, 312 nucleotides long. RefSeq lists its product as uncharacterized. The transcript has a single exon. Lineage: Eukaryota; Fungi; Ascomycota; Eurotiomycetes; Eurotiales; Aspergillaceae. The record is from RefSeq and is a predicted model, not a curated record. The coding region runs from base 32 to 202 and encodes 56 amino acids.